Messenger RNA from Lobosporangium transversale, 1750 nucleotides. Its product is annotated as cytidylyltransferase family-domain-containing protein. NCBI's taxonomy places the organism in Eukaryota, Fungi, Mortierellomycota, Mortierellomycetes, Mortierellales, Mortierellaceae. Gene Ontology annotation, molecular function: phosphatidate cytidylyltransferase activity. The transcript has 5 exons. Gene Ontology annotation, cellular component: endoplasmic reticulum membrane. Bases 128 to 1588 code for a protein of 486 amino acids. The record is from RefSeq and is a predicted model, not a curated record.
UUUUUUUUUAACCUGCACCUUACGAGAAGUAGCUAUUCAUACUCUUUGUCUCUUCAGACUCGCUUCUAGCAAAGACAUAUAGACAGCACAUAAACACUUAUACAAUCUCUACUUCGAGGAAUAAUUCAUGACAAAGGCAAAGUCACCAAAGCGGUCUUCACCGCCAACAAGCAAUGGCAAUAGUCAUCACACACAUGCAGAGAAGGAAGUUGAUCCAAUUGUGGCAACAGCAGUAACUACAAAUGACGAGAAGGGACCUGGGUCUCCUACGAGUAGUGGGAAGACAUCGGGAAAUAGCCAUGGAAAUCACCACCACCAUCACCACCAUUCUUCUGGGCCGACUUCAGCUUCAAAAGAGCCUGUAGUCUUGUUAGCAGAUCAAUCGGCACAGGCUAAAUGGGCCAACUGGUCGGUUCGCACUCUAUGGACUUUGAUCAUGAUCGGAGGCUUCUUUGCUUGUGUUGCUGCAGGGCCUUUGUUUGUGAUUUUGUUGGUCGUCGUGGUACAAGGCUUGGUUUAUAAAGAAGUUAUUUAUCUGGCUGCUGUACCCAGCAGGGAAAAAAAAUUGCCUUGGUUCCGCGCCAUGAAUUGGUACUUCCUCUUCAGCACAAACUAUUUUUUCUAUGGCGAGAGUUUGAUUCAUUAUUUUCAACAUGUUGUUUUUGUCGACGCAUUCUUACUUCCUUUUGCUACUCAUCACCGCUUCAUUUCCUUUACACUCUAUGUUAUCGGUUUCGUAUUCUUUGUUGCCAACCUGAAGAAGGGUCACUACCGCUUCCAGUUCUCACAGUUUGCAUGGACACACAUGACAUUGUUAUUGGUCGUCUGUCAGAGCCACUUUAUCAUCAACAACAUCUUUGAGGGUUUGAUCUGGUUUUUCCUUCCAGUUUCGUUGGUUAUUGCCAACGACAUUUGGGCAUACAUCUUUGGAUUUUUUUUUGGUAAAACCCCAUUGAUCAAGCUUUCGCCCAAGAAGACUGUCGAGGGUUUCGUUGGUGGUUGGAUCAUGACUAUUGUCUUCGGCAUACUGUUUUCCACCUUGUUCUUAAGAUACCCAUACAUGAUCUGUCCUGUCAAAGAUCUGCGUUCUACAGCGUUCAGUGGACUUACUUGUGAGCCCAACCCAGUUUUCAUUCCUGUAAAACAUUACCUCAAGCCAUGGAUGGUGGCUCUGGUCCGUCAUCUAGGAAUGCGCAGCAACUAUGUAAUGAUUGCACCCCUUCAAUUGCACACCAUUGUCAUGGCAUGUUUCGCAUCACUGAUUGCACCUUUUGGAGGAUUCUUUGCCUCUGGUUUCAAGCGUGCUUUCAAGAUCAAGGAUUUCGGUCAAUCGAUCCCUGGUCAUGGAGGCAUCACAGAUAGAAUGGAUUGUCAAUUCUUGAUGGGGUUGUUUUCAUAUAUGUACUAUCAGAGCUUCAUCAAGACAUCUGCUGUCACAGUUGGAUUUGUCCUACAGAACGCCAUCAACCUCAAAGCACAGGAGCAAAUGGAGUUGUUUGAUCACCUCAGACAGUACCUUAUCGGACAGGGCUUAUUGGAUGAGGAUAGCUGUGUUAUUAUGCCUCCUAAAGAAGCAUGGGUUUCAUGAGUGCUCCAAGGGAUUUUGGUGCUAUAAGGUCACUAGGGUAGCUCUCAAUCCACAGGUCUUGGAAGUUUUAGUCUCUUUUUUUUUUUUACUUUUCUUUUUAAAAACACUCUCCAUCAUCGCAUCCAUAUAUCACAACAUAUAAUAAAAACAUCUACUUUUGCC